AUGGCUUCUGUCAACACUCUCUUUAAUCAAAAUGAUCUUGAACAUCCACAGAAAGCAACCAAGUACAAAGUUAUUACCAGUUUCUUUGUUGCCAUGCUAAUCCUUUCUUCUUUGGUAAUUAUAAUUCAUAACCAACUACAAGAGCCACAAGGUGGCUACCAGUCCACCUCCAACGCUUCAUCAUCACUGGAUAUCGGGUUGAAACCUUUGUCAAGACGGACAAUGUUGUUGGAGAAGGUUGCAAAAGCUAAUGAUAGCAUAAAAUGGCAACGAUCUGCUUUUCAUUUUCAGUCUGAUAAGAACUUCAUGAGUGAUCCUGAUGGUCCAUUAUAUCAUAUGGGUUGGUAUCAUUUGUUUUACCAGUAUAACCCAUACUCAGCCAUCUGGGGCAAUGUAACAUGGGCUCAUGUAGUUUCCAAAGAUCUCAUCAACUGGUUCCACCUCCCUUUAGCCAUGGUUCCGGAUCACUGGUAUGACAUCAAGGGUGUUAUGACCGGCUCUGCCACCAUUCUUCCUGAUGGUCGUAUUAUCAUGCUCUAUAGUGGUUCAGCCUAUGAUCUCACUCAGCUUCAAUGCCUUGCCUAUCCUCUUAACCAUUCAGACCCUCUUCUCAUCCAUUGGGUCAAAUAUGAUGGUAACCCUGUCCUUUUUCCUCCUCCUGGUAUCGGGCUCAAAGACUUCCGGGACCCAUCUAGUCUGUGGAUUGGACCCGACGGUAAGUACAGAAUGAUCAUGGGCUCAAAGCAGAACAAUACUAUAGGUUGUGUCUUAGUUUUCCACACCACUGACUUCAUUCAUUUCGAGCUGUUGGAUGAGGUGCUCCAUUCGGUUCAAGGUACUGGUAUGUGGGAGUGUGUUGAUUUGUACCCGGUGUCCAUAACAGAAACAUACGGGUUGGAUAUGUCAGAUCAUAAUUGGUUAGAUGCUAAGUAUGUGUUGAAGCAAAGUGGUGAUGAAGACAGACAUGAUUGGUAUGCAAUCGGGUCAUAUGACCCACUUAAGGAUAAAUGGUAUCCAGAUGAUCCAGAAAUAGACUUGGGUAUCGGGUUGAGAUAUGAUUAUGGGAAGUUUUAUGCAUCAAAGACGUUUUAUGACCCGAAUAAGAAGAGGCGAAUCCUGUGGGGAUAUGUUGGAGAAACAGAUACGAAAAAAGAUGAUCUCAUGAAAGGAUGGGCAAACAUUUUGAAUAUUCCAAGAACCGUGGUUUUGGACACAAAGACUCAAACAAAUCUGAUUCAAUGGCCUGUCGAGGAAGUGAUGACAUUGAGGUCUAAAGAGCAUUACGAAUUCAAAGAUGUUGUGUUGCACCCUGGAAUAGUCAAACCUCUUGAUAUAGGCUUGGCCACACAGCUGGACAUAUAUGUUUCAUUCGAAGUAGAUGAAACUUUGCUGUGUUCAACACUAGAAGCCGACGUUUUGUACAACUGCACCACAAGUGAUGGUGCGGCUACGAGGGGCGCCUUGGGGCCAUUUGGGCUUAUGGUUCUAGCAGACGCAGAACGUUGUGAACAAACCCCUGUCUAUUUCUACAUAGCAAAGAAUACUGAUGGUACUACCAGAACUUAUUUCUGUGCUGAUGAAUCCAGAUCAUCAGAGCUUUUAGAUGUCGGCAAAAGAGUAUAUGGUAGUACUGUUCCCGUACUCCAUGGUGAAAACUACAACAUGAGGUUAUUGGUAGACCAUUCGAUAGUAGAAAGUUUUGCACAGGAAGGCAGAACGGUGAUAUCAGUUAGAGUGUAUCCUACAAAGGCAAUCUAUGAAGCAGCCAGAGUAUUCUUAUUCAACAAUGCCACUUCCAUAACUGUGAGGGCCUCUAUCAAGAUUUGGAAGAUGGGGGAAGCAAAACCUAAACCUUUCCAUCCAUAAAUGGAUUUAUCAAGGACAUUGUCGUAAAUUCUAAGCCCGUAUAUCAAAUUCAUGUUUUUUUGUGUGUGUAUAAUCUAUAUGUG
Erigeron canadensis is the source of this 1949-nucleotide messenger RNA. Its product is annotated as beta-fructofuranosidase, soluble isoenzyme I-like. Gene Ontology annotation, molecular function: hydrolase activity, hydrolyzing O-glycosyl compounds. Lineage: Eukaryota; Viridiplantae; Streptophyta; Magnoliopsida; Asterales; Asteraceae. Gene Ontology annotation, biological process: carbohydrate metabolic process. The transcript is spliced from 7 exons. The record is from RefSeq and is a predicted model, not a curated record. The coding region runs from base 1 to 1866 and encodes 621 amino acids.